Messenger RNA from Cladocopium goreaui, 879 nucleotides. Lineage: Eukaryota; Dinophyceae; Suessiales; Symbiodiniaceae. The record is from the annotation of a GenBank genome assembly.
AUGGCACCGAAAGUGCGAAAAGCAGCGCACGUGGAGAAGGUUGAGCAGCUGGUUGCGGCGCCCAUGGAAGUCAAUGAAGAUCCAGAAAAAGCAAGGGCAGAGGGAGAGGUGGAAGAUGUGCAUCCAGGGGAAAGGAGCACCACAUUUCUACAACGGUCUCCUUCUGCAACGAAUCAGGCAGCGUCUGAUCUUGCUAAUGACAGGCGCCUAAUGGGUGCAGCUGCAACAAUUGGUGGAGCAGCAGGAACCCUUCUCAUGGGCCCAGUGUCUGGUGUGGCCCUGGGGGCAGCAGCUCUCUAUGCCGCAACUCGUGAAGGUUGCACGGGCUCAAUGGCGCGAAAAGCUGGCACGGUGUAUUUGAAUGUCGCAGACACUGCCAUUGAUGAGGGCAUUCGAGCUGUUGAUCGAGGAGUGAAGGCCUUCGGUACUGCAGUUGAUCGAGGUUGCCGACAACUGGAGACCUCCACGUCUGUGCCAACUCCUAUCCGUGUGAGCCUUCAGCAGUGGCGCAGGCAGAGUGAGGACCGGAUACCGCCAAAGAAUGGCGAGGCUGCAGAUGAAGCAGAAAAGAUCAGAUCGAAGUAUCCAGAUCGCGUUCCGGUCAUUUGCGAGAAGUCCACACGAUCAACACUGCCAGAGUUGCCAAAAAGGAAGUUUGUCGUUCAUGGAAAUAUGCUUUGCGGCGAGUUCAAGUACAUGGUCCACAAGCAAAUUGCUGACGCCACCCCGGAACGGCUGAGCGUGGACCAAACGAUAUACCUUUUCAUCAAUGGUAUUACGCCGAAAACAAGUACGCCCAUGUCCCAGCUCUAUGACCAGUUUCGACAAGCGGACGGUUUUUUGUACAUAAGGUUUGGUGCUGAAAAUACCUUGGGCUGA